AUGAUGGAAGGGAACCAAACUGUCUUCUCCUGGUUCCUGCUCCUGGGCCUGCCCAUGCCCCCAGAGCACCAGCACCUGUUCUAUGCCCUGUUCCUGGCCAUGUACCUCACUACUGUCCUGGGGAACCUCAUCAUCAUCCUCCUCAUUCACCUGGACUCCCAUCUCCACACACCCAUGUAUUCCUUACUCAGCAACUUGUCCUUCUCUGACCUUUGUUUUUCCUCAGUCACAAUGCCCAAAUUGCUGCAGAACAUGCAGAGUCAAGUUCCAUCCAUCCCUUAUGCAGGCUGCCUGGCACAAAUGUACUUUUUCUUGCUUUUUGGAGACCUUGAGAGCUUCCUCCUAGUGGCCAUGGCCUAUGACCGCUAUGUGGCCAUCUGCUUCCCCCUUCAUUACACCAGCAUCAUGAGCCCCAAGCUCUGUGUGAGUCUGGUGGUGCUGUCCUGGGUGCUGACCACCUUCCAUGCCAUGCUGCACACCCUGCUCAUGGCCAGAUUGUCAUUCUGUGAGGACAAUGUGAUUCCUCACUUUUUCUGUGACAUGUCUGCUCUGCUGAAGCUGUCCUGCUCUGAUACCCAUGUAAAUGAGUUAGUGAUAUUUAUAACUGGAGGCGUCAUUCUUGUCAUUCCAUUUGUGCUCAUCAUUGUGUCCUAUGCACGAAUUGUCGCCUCUAUUCUCAAGGUUCCUUCUGCCCGAGGUAUCCGCAAAGCCUUCUCCACCUGUGGCUCCCACCUGUCUGUGGUCUCACUCUUUUAUGGGACAGUCAUUGGUCUGUACUUAUGUCCAUCAGCCAAUAAUUCUACUGUGAAGGAGACAGUCAUGGGUAUGAUGUAUACAGUGGUGACCCCCAUGCUGAACCACCUUGAGAGCUUCCUCCUAGUGGCCAUGGCCUAUGACCGCUAUGUGGCCAUCUGCUUCCCCCUUCAUUACACCAGCAUCAUGAGUCCUAAGGUAUGUGUGAGCCUGGUGGUGCUGUCCUGGGUGCUGACCACCUUCCAUGCCAUGCUGCACACCCUGCUCAUGGCCAGAUUGUCAUUCUGUGAGGACAAUGUGAUUCCUCACUUUUUCUGUGACAUGUCUGCUCUGCUGAAGCUGUCCUGCUCUGAUACCCAUGUAAAUGAGUUAGUGAUAUUUAUAACUGGAGGCGUCAUUCUUGUCAUUCCAUUUGUGCUCAUCAUUGUGUCCUAUGCACGAAUUGUCGCCUCUAUUCUCAAGGUUCCUUCUGCCCGAGGUAUCCGCAAAGCCUUCUCCACCUGUGGCUCCCACCUGUCUGUGGUCUCACUGUUUUAUGGGACAGUCAUUGGUCUGUACUUAUGUCCAUCAGCCAAUAAUUCUACUGUGAAGGAGACAGUCAUGGGUAUGAUGUAUACAGUGGUGACCCCCAUGCUGAACCCCUUCAUCUACAGCCUGAGGAACAGAGACAUGAAGGGAGCUCUUGUCAGAGUAUUUUGUAAGAAGAAAAUGAUGGUAUGA
Messenger RNA from Alexandromys fortis (reed vole), 1473 nucleotides. Its product is annotated as olfactory receptor 1468-like. Gene Ontology annotation, biological process: G protein-coupled receptor signaling pathway. Lineage: Eukaryota; Metazoa; Chordata; Mammalia; Rodentia; Cricetidae. Gene Ontology annotation, molecular function: G protein-coupled receptor activity; olfactory receptor activity. Gene Ontology annotation, cellular component: plasma membrane. The transcript is spliced from 2 exons. Bases 1 to 1473 code for a protein of 490 amino acids. The record is from RefSeq and is a predicted model, not a curated record.